AUGAGUUCAUACGUGGAGGCUGCUCCGGGACAAAAUGAAGCCGUGUUCCAAGACCAAAAGGGUGUUGAAUGUGGCCAAUGGGAACCGAUUGUGAAUAUCAUGGACCCAUACGUGCAAGAGUUGGGAAGGUUUGCUGUGAUGGAGAACAAUAAGAACACAAUGGGACAUCUUAAGUUCAUUUGUGUGAUAAAGGGGUGGACUCAAGUUGUAGCUGGAAAAAAUUAUCGGCUUAUUAUUGAAGCAUGUAAUGGACUUGGUUUCCCUGGGACUUAUGAGGCUAUUGUAUAUGUUAAGCCAUGGGAGAAGACAUGGGAGCUCAUAGAGUUUAUACCUUUACUCAGGAACUGA
Cucurbita pepo subsp. pepo (vegetable marrow) is the source of this 348-nucleotide messenger RNA. NCBI's taxonomy places the organism in Eukaryota, Viridiplantae, Streptophyta, Magnoliopsida, Cucurbitales, Cucurbitaceae. The record is from RefSeq and is a predicted model, not a curated record.